This is a messenger RNA of Uranotaenia lowii, 3180 nucleotides long. RefSeq lists its product as uncharacterized. Gene Ontology annotation, molecular function: nucleic acid binding. The transcript is spliced from 2 exons. The coding region runs from base 1 to 3180 and encodes 1059 amino acids. The record is from RefSeq and is a predicted model, not a curated record. Lineage: Eukaryota; Metazoa; Arthropoda; Insecta; Diptera; Culicidae. Gene Ontology annotation, biological process: DNA integration.
AUGGUUUCGUUGUUAGGAGAUUCGUACGCCGUCGCACUCCGUCGUUUCAAGUCAAUGGAACGAAAGUUUGCCGCAGAUGAAAACCUUCGCCAAGCCUACGUCAAUUUCAUGGCUGAUUACGAGAAGCUUGGACAUAUGGAGGUGAAUCUUCGCGCGUCGUGUAGCCCACAGUUCUUUCUACCCCACCACGCCAUCCAUCGCCCUGAAAGCACCACUACGAAAAUCAGAGUCGUGUUCGACGGUUCUUGUCGUGGUUCCACUCAUUUGUGCCUUAAUGAUGUUCUCUACACUGGUCAUUCCGUGCAACCAGCUUUGUACGCCACCGUUAUUAACUUUCGAAUGCCUCUCUACGUCGUUACUGCCGAUAUUGAAAAGAUGUUUCGCCAAAUUUGGGUCCACCAUGAAGAUCGAAAGUUCCAGCAAAUUCUUUGGAGAGCCAGGCCGUCAGAACCAAUCAGCACGUACACACUCAACACCGUUACAUACGGUCUCGCCAGUUCGCCAUUCCACGCUACUCGAAUUCUCGAACAGCUAGCUGCCGAUGAAGGAAAAUACUACCCAUUGGCUGCCCAGAUCUUACGAAACGGAACCUACAUGGACGAUAUUCUCACAGGUCACAACGAUCCGAAAACUCUCGAAGAUAGCUGUCACGAACUCAUCGAAAUGCUCUCAAAGGCGGGCUUCGUUUUGCGGAAAUUCGCCACAAAUGACCAGUCAAUACUGUCCAAAAUACCAUCCGAAUUCGACAGCUUACGAUUCAAGGUGCCUGUCCUUCCGGAAUCAAGCGGUAUCACCAAGCGCAUCGUAGUGUCGGAAAUGGCGCAGUUAUUCGACCCCCUGGGCUUGUUAAGUCCUGUAGUAAUGCAAGCUAAAAUGUUCGUGCAAAGGCUCUGGGCGGAGCAUCUACCUUGGGACACAGAACUCGCAGAAGAUCUCAGUAGUUGGUGGAAGCAAUACCGUAGAACUCUCCAGCGGCUCCUGGAUAUCGAAAUUCCACGCAGAGUGAUAGGAAAUACUCACCAUCAAUACACCCUACACUGCUUCUGUGAUGCUUCAAAGGGCGGUUACGGGUGUAGCAUCUACGUCGUUUCGCCGGACUUGUCUGGAACGCUUCAGUCUCGCCUACUUACGUCGAAAUCUCGCGUCGCCUCCCUGAAGGGUCAUUCCAUCCCUCGCUAUGAGCUCUGUGCUGCACUGUUGGGAAGUCAGUUAGUAGACAACCUUCGUAAAACCACCGUUUACACGCAGCCGGCAAUAUUCUGGUCGGAUUCGACAAUUGUGCUUUAUUGGAUUAAGUCACCGUCACAUAAAUGGAAGGUAUUUGUGUCAAAUCGCAUAGCCGAAAUUCAGCGCCUCACGAAAGAUUGUCAAUGGAGGCAUAUACCAACGGAGUUGAAUCCUGCCGACAAGGUUUCCCGAGGCGUUCUUGCGAGCGAGAUUGUCGGAGACGAAUUAUGGUGGCAUGGUCCGGGGUUUCUAACCUCCCCUGUAGAGCAAUGGCCCGAUUCGAAGGUUUGUGUGGAGAAUUUUCCCGAGCAAGAUUGCGAAGCACAAGUUGUGGUAUCUCUUCACAGUCAAUAUCUUGAGACAUCACUCAUAGAUCGAACGUCAGAACUUGCAAAGCUUUUAAAUAUUGUGGCAUUCUUCUAUCGUUUUCACAAUAAUUGUCGUCUAGAAGAAUCUAAGCGGUACAAAACUAGUCUCACACCUUCAGAAAUCGAUCACGCAUUGAAGGUUCUCAUUCGUAUGGUACAAAGAAGUACCUUCCACCUGGAAAUGCAGAUUUACGAUCUCAAACGUACAUCCUCCUCAACUAAGACGGUCAGUUCGAAGUCCCCGCUAAAGAAUCUGAACUUGUUCAUGGACGAAUUUGGCUUGCUCAGAUUGAACAGCCGUCUUACAAAUCGAAAUGCUCCCUUCGACACCAGAUGUCCAAUACUACUGCCAGCCAAACAUCGACUUUCCUGGUUGAUUGCAAGAUCGAUUCACCUUCAAACAUUCCACGGUGGACCUGGUCUGGUUCUUGCUACGCUGCGUCAGCGCUUUUGGCCGCUCCAGGGUCGAGUUCUAGUCCGAAGCAUCGUUCGUCAGUGCAUAACGUGCUUCCGCUGCAAUCCAACGCGUAGUACCCAGAUGAUGGCACCUCUACCCGCAGUUCGCGUUACACCUGCUAAAGUCUUCGCAUACACUGGACUAGACUACUGUGGGCCGUUCAACGUGCGUCCGUUAAGUGGGAGAGGCUCGUCGGUCAAAAUGUACGUCGCGCUCUUCGUUUGUUUUGUGGUGAAGGCUGUGCACCUCGAAGUUGUGGCGGAUUUGACGUCGGUCGCGUGCAUCAACGCCAUCAAACGCUUUGUGGCAACCCGCGGCCGAGUGUGCGAAAUACACUGCGAUAAUGCGACCGCUUUCGUCGGGGCGGAUCGUGAGUUGCGCGCGCUUCGUCGACAGUUCCUGCAGCAGUUUAAAACUCCGGAUUGGGACAAAUACAGCUUGGAUAGUGGAAUCACCUUUCGUUUCAUCCCUGCCCGGUCACCACACUUCGGCGGACUCUGGGAGGCAGGAAUAAAAUCGUUCAAGUAUCAUUUCCGCCGUAUCGUCGGACAAAAAUCCUACAAUGUCGAUCACUUUCUAACUAUAGUCACCCAAACCCAAGCUAUUUUGAAUUCCCGACCAAUAGCCUCCCAUCCUGAUCAUCCUCAAGACCUAGAGCCCUUAACACCCGGUCAUUUUUUGAUUGGGGAACCACUAAUUUCGAUCGCCGAACCAGAUAUAACUGAUUUGAACCCAAAUCGUCUCAAUCGCCUGCAGGACAUGAAACGAACUGUUCAAGAUUUCUGGCGCAGGUGGGCCAGAGACUACACGAGUCAGCUACACCAACGCAGCAAGUGGAAGCAGCCAAGUUCUAAUGUCCAAGUUGGUCAAUUAGUGCUUCUUCAACAAGACAACCUUCCCGUUCUGCAGUGGCCUCUCGGGCGUGUCGAAAAAAUAUUUCCUGGUAACGAUGGUCGAGUACGAGCGGUGCUGGUCCGCACAGCUCAAGGGCAGUACAAACGUGGGGUCACCGAAAUCUCCAUUCUUCCAAUCGACCCAGACGAAGACGAAGGAAAGGUGACAACUGACGAAGGUUUAUCGGAAGAAACACAGUUGAACGUGGCAGUUCAACGCCGGCCGGAAUGUUAA